AUGAGUCGCCACGGGGACUAUGAGGCGGUCCGCAAGGAUAUCGCUGCUCAACUGCAGAAGCCUGGAUACGACGAUGGUAGUGCAGGCCCAGUCUUUGUCCGGUUGGCAUGGCACUCCUCGGGUACCUAUGACCUCGAAUCCGACACCGGCGGCUCGAACGGCGCCGGCAUGCGCUAUGAAGCAGAGGGUGGCGACCCGGCCAACGCUGGUCUGCAACACGGCCGGGCAUUCCUAGAGCCGAUUAAGGAGAAGCACCCGUGGAUCACAUAUUCGGACCUCUGGACACUGGCAGGUGUCGUCGCGAUCAAGGAGUUGGGUGGACCUGACAUCCCGUGGCAGGGCGGGCGGACAGACCUGGUGGAUGACUCCAAGGUACCGCCCCGGGGCCGGUUGCCCGACGGGGCCCUGGGCGCCGAUCACCUGCGAUUCAUAUUCAACCGUAUGGGCUUCAACGACCAGGAGAUCGUUGCAUUGACCGGUGGCCACAACCUCGGCCGGUGCCACGGCGACCGCAGUGGCUUCGAGGGACCGUGGGUGACGAACCCAACCCGGUUCUCCAACUCGUUCUUCAAAUUGCUGCUGCAGCUGGACUGGAAGCCCCGUAAGCUGGCGACGGGCAUGACCCAGUUCGUGUAUGAAGACCCUGAUGCCGAGGAGGAUGAUGAGCCGCUCAUGAUGCUGCCAACCGACAUGGCGCUGAAGACAGACCCGGCUUUUGCGCCCUGGGUGCAGCGCUAUGCCGAAGACAAGGAGUUGUUCUUCGAUCACUUUGCCAAGGUUUUUGCGAAACUGGUUGAGUUGGGUAUCCAGCGUGACGCGCAGGGUAAUGUGCUCAACUCUGACAACCAGUUGGGGGGUUAUGUGUCCGCCCCCAAGAAGAGCAACGUGGCCACGGGCCCAAGCAAGGCCAAGCGUGAGCCUCGUGCUCGUCUGUAA
Molecule: messenger RNA, 936 nt
Organism: Penicillium canariense
Lineage: Eukaryota; Fungi; Ascomycota; Eurotiomycetes; Eurotiales; Aspergillaceae
Product: peroxidase
Exons: 2
Coding region: 1-936 (311 amino acids)
Biological process (GO): cellular response to oxidative stress; response to reactive oxygen species; hydrogen peroxide catabolic process
Molecular function (GO): peroxidase activity; heme binding
Source: RefSeq, a predicted model, not a curated record